CGGACACACGCAACACAGCUACCCCUUCACCUCGGCGACAAUUGACGACACCAGCAAGCAAGAUGAGUAAGAUGGCUAUAAGGAAUAUGUCCUUAAAGGUGGGACAGACCCUGACCAUUGUUGGAGUCCCCAAGCCUGAUGCUACCAACUUUGCAGUGAACAUCGGCCCUAAUGAGGAGGAUAUUGCCUUUCACCUCAAUCCUCGCUUCAAUGCCCAUGGAGACGAGAGGGCUGUGGUGUGCAACUCCUUCCAGGGAGGCAACUGGUGUGAGGAGCACCGUGAGGGAGGCUUUCCAUUCAACCAGGGAGAGGAGUUCAAGAUCAUCAUCUCGCUCUCGCCUGAGCAGUUCCUGGUGACUUUGUCAGAUGGCUCGGAGAUACACUUCCCCAACCGCAUGGGUGCAGAAAAAUACCAGCACAUGAACUUUGAUGGGGAUGUGCGCAUCAAGAGCGUCGAAAUCAAGUAGACACCCAUCCUGCCUGGAGUCAUUAGGCUGAAUGCUUGUGUUUUUGCCCCGCAAUUUGGCUAACAUUGGGCAAGAGAGUGCUAUGUAUUGCUGUAGCUUUCAGAAUUCUGAAUACAUGUGGUAACAUCAGUGCCUUACAUGCAUAAUAUCACACAAAAGAUAUACAACUUCACAGACAGACAGAUGGACAGACAGACAGACAGACAGACAGACAGAAUCAUGCUUGCAUGAUUGUGGUGAUAGUGUUUCAGCAUCAUGCACAAUGCAUGUUGCAGACACAAACAGCCACAGACAGACAUGCAGACAGACAGAUGGAAUGUAUGCAUAUACUGUGUACUCAAAUGCACACAAAGACACACGGAUGCCAAAGUGUAAUUGCAUGCCGGUCCUGUGCACUUGACAGUUACUAACAGAAAAGUAAACCAAACAAAAAAACAGCCCCAAACUCAUUUUAUUUGACGUAUUCUUCGCUACACAGUUGCAGUGUUUAGUUAAAAACUACCAGAUAAAAUGUGAUCAGUUGUUCUUCAAGGUGCCUUCAAAUACUGCGUUCAGUUUUUUUCUCCCUCCCAGACAUUCCAGAUUUGUAACUAACUGUAAUGCUUUCUGACGAUCAUAACAGCAUGUAUUAAAACAUGUAUUUUUAUGAU
Myripristis murdjan (pinecone soldierfish) is the source of this 1117-nucleotide messenger RNA. It is a transcript of the gene lgals2a, whose product is annotated as lectin, galactoside-binding, soluble, 2a. The transcript is spliced from 4 exons. Bases 63 to 467 code for a protein of 134 amino acids. NCBI's taxonomy places the organism in Eukaryota, Metazoa, Chordata, Actinopteri, Holocentriformes, Holocentridae. The record is from RefSeq and is a predicted model, not a curated record. Gene Ontology annotation, molecular function: galactoside binding; laminin binding; carbohydrate binding.